This is a messenger RNA of Nylanderia fulva, 1449 nucleotides long. RefSeq names its product syntenin-1. The record is from RefSeq and is a predicted model, not a curated record. Lineage: Eukaryota; Metazoa; Arthropoda; Insecta; Hymenoptera; Formicidae. Gene Ontology annotation, molecular function: protein binding. Gene Ontology annotation, cellular component: plasma membrane; cytoplasm.
AUAUUGAUUCUAUUGUCUGCUAGAGACACUUCUGUCAAUAGUAGGGGAUCAUCUGUGAAGAGUGAACGAUUCUGCAUAUACACGACUGUAUUCGAUUCGUUUGUUCCAAUUAUUCCCCUGUGACAAGUAAAGAAUAUCGUAAUUACACCGGGAAUAAUCGUUUAUAUCGACAAUUUAACGAGAUAUUGACAUAGCACAGUAGGGGCAUUUGACAUUUUAUUUAUUGGAAAGUAUUUAAGAAAAAGAAAUUCAAAAUGUCUCUUUAUCCUACACUAGAAGACAUGAAAGUAGAUCAUAUGAUGAAGGCUCAAGUGCAAGCAGAGUCACAAUAUUCCAUUUCAAUGCCGACCGAACGGGCAGUUCCCUCGGCUCCAGUUUAUGUUCCUUCUGCACCUGGUACAUUGUAUCCAUCCCUGGGAGAUUACAUGGGACUCGAGCUAAAUGAAGAUACUAUUGCACAAAAUAUGCCCGAAUAUGCUCUUGCUAGACAUCAAAAUGCAAACGAUAUGACACUUACUUCAACAAACGUAACAUACAAUCCAAUAGCAGGAUUAGUCGCUCCUUUGUCACAACAGUCAGCAGCUUUACAGAAAGCUUAUGUAACAAACGGUAUUAGAGAGUUGAUAUUGUGUAAAGAUGCUGAUGGAAAAGUGGGAGUAAGAGUACAUGCAAUAAAUAAUGGAGUCUUUGUAUGCCUUGUGAGCCAAAAUUCUCCAGCGGCAAUGGGUGGAUUGCGUUUUGGUGAUCAAAUUUUAACUAUUAAUGAUGUAUGUGUCGCCGGAUACACAAUGGAUCAAGUGCACAAGCUAUUGCGUAAUGCAGAUACAAAUGGAAUUAAAGUGGUCGUACGUGAUAGACCACUUGAACGUACUGUAACAAUGCAUAAAGAUAGUACGGGUUACAUUGGAUUUCAAUUUAAGAAUGGAAAAAUAAUUGCUUUGGUGAAAGAUUCUUCGGCUGCACGAAACGGACUCUUAACCGAUCAUCAGCUACUUGAGAUUAAUGGAAAGAACGUAGUCGGGAUGAAGGAUAAAGAUAUUACAACAGAGAUUGAAAAUGGUGGAAAUAUUAUCACAGUGACCAUAAUUCCAUCCUACAUUUAUGAUCACAUGGUGAAAAAAAUGUCCAAUAGUUUGCUGAAGAAUUUGAUGGAUCAUUCUGCAUUGGAUCUUUAAAUAAGGAAGUAAAUCGCCAAUUUCAUAUAUGCCAUACAGCCAGUUAUCAAUGGGUACGUGCAUUAUUUCUCUGUAGCUCUUUAUUACAAAGAAAGUAAUACGAAGAUAUCCUACAGAUACAUUAUAUUAUAAACUCAAGAUGCCAAUCAUAUUAUUAUUGCAAACAUGACAUAUGUGAUACCUAUUUAGAAUGUAGAGCCUAGUUCCGUGUCAAUCUCGACAUUAAUUGGCUAAAAAUUAUGGAAAAAUAUAUAUCAAAGAUUAUUUUUUUAUA